Molecule: messenger RNA, 1749 nt
Organism: Penicillium diatomitis
Lineage: Eukaryota; Fungi; Ascomycota; Eurotiomycetes; Eurotiales; Aspergillaceae
Product: U2 snRNP complex subunit CUS1
Exons: 2
Coding region: 1-1749 (582 amino acids)
Biological process (GO): mRNA splicing, via spliceosome
Cellular component (GO): catalytic step 2 spliceosome; nucleus; U2 snRNP
Source: RefSeq, a predicted model, not a curated record
AUGCCGUCUGCAACAAAGCCUAGCAAAAAUCAACUUCGAAGAGCCCGAAAGAGGGCUCUCAAGUCCGAGACCACUAGCACUCCUGCUACCGAGAACGCAGAGGUCAGCAAAGAUGAGGCAGUCCCAGUUCCUGCACUCAAAGAUGGAAACGUUCAGAACGACGAGCCAGCGCCUACCCCUGUGACGCAAGAUGGACCUGAAGAGUCCGAUUCAACUGUCAUUCCGGUGGUCCCCGAACCAGACGAUCCGCUAUGGGCCAUGUACAAGGAUCUUGCCAGUAGAUUUGAUGAAGGUACAGGGGAAAACACCACGACCAAAGAAGCCGAGAAGCCAGAGGUGUACUUUGACGACGAGGACGAAAUUCCUGAUGAGGAGCAAGAGCGCGAACCGAAGUUGUCCAAGAAGAAGCGGAAGGAGAUGAACAAGCUGUCUGUUGCCGAACUCAAGGCUCAGGUCUCCAAGCCGGAUAUCGUGGAUUGGACAGAUACCUCCGCUACGGAUCCUCGGCUUCUUGUUCACAUCAAAGCCCACCGAAAUGUGGUUCCGGUUCCGUCACAUUGGUCUCUGAAGCGGGAAUAUCUAUCUUCAAAACGAGGCGUUGAGAAAGCGCCCUUUGCGCUUCCCAGGUUUAUCCAGGAGACCGGUAUUGCUGAAAUGCGCGAUGCUGCUCUGGAGAAACAAGAACAGUCUACGCUGAAGCAGAAACAGCGAGAAAGAGUUCAGCCCAAGAUGGGACGACUGGACAUUGAUUACCAAAAGCUGUACGAAGCAUUCUUUCGCUUUCAGACCAAGCCCGAACUCACACGGUACGGCGAAAUAUACUACGAGGGAAAAGAGCACGAGACCAAUCUUCGACACUUGCGACCUGGGGAAUUGAGCGAUGAGUUGAAAGAGGCGUUGAAUAUGCCUCCUGGCGCACCACCCCCUUGGCUGAUCAAUCAGCAACGAUUUGGACCCCCUCCUUCAUAUCCAGCUUUGAAAAUCCCCGGUCUCAAUGCACCUCCACCCCCAGGUGCCAUGUGGGGCUAUCAUCCAGGUGGCUACGGAAAGCCACCUGUCGACGAACACAACCGGCCGCUGUAUGGUGGCGAUAUCUUCGGUGUACUCCAGCCUCAGCAGAACGUCCAGCAAGGCGAGCCGGUGGAAAAGGACCUAUGGGGUGAACUGCAGGAGUCCGAGGCCGAAGAAGAGAGCGAGGAAGAUGAUGAGGAUGGAUCUGAGGAAGAAGAAGAGGAUGACGAGGAGAGGGAGUCUGGGAUGCACUCUCCCAGUGGCAUGGAGACUCCAAGCGGUGUGGCGUCGGCUAUGCCUUCAGAAUUUGGGGCCGCAGAGAACGUCGCGGGUGAAUUCGACGUACGCAAGCACCACCGUGGUAUCGAGACCGAGGAAUCUGUACACCCGCGCAGCGCGUACCAAGUCAUCCCCGAGAAGCAGACCAGUGUUCAAGGCUUCUUUGGUGGUGAUCGAGCGUACGAUCUUAGCUCAUCUGGUGGGACCCAUCCUGUCCUCGGCGCAGAGGAUCAAACCCGAAAACGGAAGAAGCCCGGCGACGUGGAAGUGUCCGUUGAUCUUGAUGCGCUCCAGUCUGGGGACGGUCUUAGCAAAGAGCGCCUUCAAGACCUGUAUGAGACGCAGCGGCAACAGCAGAAUCAACCGCAAUGGGGCUUCCAGGAAGAUCUCAGCGAUAUGAUUGCGCAGGAAAGCAGGAAACGCCUACGCAAAGAAGAUGAGAAGCGAGGCAAGCGUUGA